AAAAAGAGUCUGAUUCAUACAGUUUUCGUCUGACUUUCGAUUGGAAAGGUUGGUUUCUGAUUCGCUUUUACCUGGGCGUUCACACCCACCAUCGUUCCAGUUUUCGUGUUUUUUGAUCGUCUGUUCAACAAAAUGUCCAAAACAAUUUCUUUGAAGAACCCGGAAGUACCAAUUGUGCAUACUAUUACUGAUGGCAAGCUUGAGGUUGGAGAUAAAGUUGAAGUCAAGGGCGAGCCUCUAGAAAACGCUGUUCGAUUUUCUGUCAACUUCAUCGAAGAUUACAGUCAACAAUGUAUUUUUCAUUUGGACUUCCGUUUCAACGAGGAAGAACCUUACAAACGGACGAUCGUUCGCAACACCAAUUUUCCUUCUGGUGAUUGGGGUGCAGAAGAGCGUGCAGAUAAUCCGCUUGAAAGAGGAGAACCUUUCAAGCUUCAGAUCAAAGUCUUGGAGGAUCGUUUUAGUGUCGAGCUUAACGACGCUCAUCAUUUUGAUUUCAAUCAUCGUGUUUCACUCGGCAAUGCAGACAUAAUCAAAAUCCAAGGAGAUGUCAAGAUCAAGGCGGUCAAAAUAAAAGAAUAUUGAAAUGUUUUACAUUAAAAAGAAGAAUGGUAACUUUGUUACUUGUUUAACCCUAUUUUGUGUAGUGCUUGGUAGUAAUGCUUUAGUGAAGGUCUGUUUGUAUUUUAACUCGUACAUCAGAGAUCAAUAAAUUAUAGCAUCAGCAGUCA
This is a messenger RNA of Daphnia magna, 731 nucleotides long. Its product is annotated as galectin-4. Lineage: Eukaryota; Metazoa; Arthropoda; Branchiopoda; Diplostraca; Daphniidae. The record is from RefSeq and is a predicted model, not a curated record. The coding region runs from base 133 to 585 and encodes 150 amino acids. Gene Ontology annotation, molecular function: carbohydrate binding. The transcript has 5 exons.